Messenger RNA from Gastrolobium bilobum, 1501 nucleotides. RefSeq names its product cytochrome c oxidase assembly protein COX11, mitochondrial. The transcript has 8 exons. Gene Ontology annotation, cellular component: mitochondrial inner membrane. NCBI's taxonomy places the organism in Eukaryota, Viridiplantae, Streptophyta, Magnoliopsida, Fabales, Fabaceae. The coding region runs from base 164 to 1018 and encodes 284 amino acids. Gene Ontology annotation, molecular function: copper ion binding. The record is from RefSeq and is a predicted model, not a curated record.
CGCCAAAGUCUCGAGCUCCUGAAUGGCUGCAUCGCUUGCAAUACCCAGCAGCCACCGUGAUCGGUGUUGAGAAAGGCUUCAACUCCGCUCCUCCGUCAUCAACUUCGACAAUUGCGAUAGCACUGAAUGUCCUGUUAUUGCAGGGAAUUUAGUCUUGCUAAACAUGAUGUUAUCAAGGCUAAGUAGGAGAAUUCAUCUCUCGCCAUACCUUAAGGCUUUGAAAAAUACCUCUCCUGAAUCCAGGUGUCUAUCUAUUGUUCCUGAAGGAUCAAGUUACAAGUUCAUUAAUUGUAAUACAAGAUUCCAGCACAAUAUCACUUGUAAAAUACGGUUAUCAAAGCUUAAGCAGGAAUUGAGUACAAAGUCAUUCCAUCAGUCUUACCGCUCUUCAGCUUUUACUUCACGUUAUGUUGGAAGGACAUGUUCCAUGCCUGGUUUUCGAAACUUCUCAUCUCAUGCAUCCAAAGAACAGAAAUCACAAAAGAUGCUUUUAUACUUGACGGGCUUGGCUUUUGCAAUGGUUGGAUGCAGCUAUGCUGCAGUUCCCCUUUACAGGAGAUUUUGUCAAGCAACUGGCUAUGGGGGAACUGUUCAACGGCGUGAGAGUGUUGAAGAAAAGAUUGCACGACAUGAUAGUGAUAAAACAGUCACCACAAGGGAAAUUGUGGUGCAGUUCAAUGCUGAUAUUGCUGAUGGAAUGCAAUGGAAAUUUGUUCCUACACAGAGAGAGGUUAGGGUCAAGCCCGGAGAAAGUGCCCUCGCAUUUUAUACUGCUGAAAACAAAAGUUCUACUCCGAUAACUGGUGUUUCUACAUAUAAUGUCACUCCUAUGAAGGCUGCAGUGUACUUCAAUAAAAUACAAUGCUUCUGCUUUGAGGAGCAGCGACUUCUUCCUGGAGAGCAGAUUGACAUGCCUGUAUUCUUUUAUAUUGACCCAGAAAUUGAGACAGAUCCUAGAAUGGAUGGUAUCAAUAACAUUAUAUUAUCAUAUACUUUCUUCAAGGUUUCAGAAGAAUAAGACCAACUUGAAUGUUCACAUGAGAUUUAAAUAACAAGCUCCCUCCUUUUCAAAGGGUGAAAGAUGCCUAGAACAUCCAUGAAGCUCAAGUUAUGGAUAUUUGUUUUUGGUGACUGGUGAAGGACUAAAAUUCAUUUUAUAAUUUGUUUCCCUCAACAUUAUAAAUAAAGAUAAGGUUACCUCUUCUCCUAUAUGCUUGCUAAGUUCUUGGCUGUUUCCGACCAGUGAUCAGGUUUUGAAGGUUCAACAUACCAUGCCAUGAAGUUGUGAAUUAUGCUGAUUUUCUGUUGUAUAAAUUAUUGCGUGUGAUCUUUCAAAAUCACUUUGCUUGGUAAUCGCCUGUAGAAUAGUUGAGUUACUACAUUACUUUGCUGAAGCAGUGUUUUUCAGUCAGUUUACUGUGCCAUGUGGAAUGCAGCAGAGAUUUGGUGAAGGACCUCUUGAAAGUAGCCAUUUAGAUGAAUUAUUUUUUUUGCUUUUUAA